Messenger RNA from Fusarium keratoplasticum, 972 nucleotides. Its product is annotated as PNP-UDP-1 domain-containing protein. Lineage: Eukaryota; Fungi; Ascomycota; Sordariomycetes; Hypocreales; Nectriaceae. The coding region runs from base 1 to 972 and encodes 323 amino acids. Gene Ontology annotation, molecular function: catalytic activity. Gene Ontology annotation, biological process: nucleoside metabolic process. The transcript has a single exon. The record is from RefSeq and is a predicted model, not a curated record.
AUGAGUCGAUGCAAGUUCCGCCCAGAGGACUACACAGUGGGAUGGGUUUGUGCCCUCCCAAUCGAACUCGCCGCAGCACAGGAGGUGCUGGAUGAGGAGCACCAGGGCUUAUCUCACCAGGAUUCCAAUGACGCCAAUUCGUAUACUCUUGGCCGUAUUGGUAAGCACAAUGUCGUUAUUGCGUGCCUCCCAGCAGGUCAGACAGGAACCAACCCUGCCGCUGUCGUCGCCGCCCGGAUGAAGUCGACAUUUACAUCGAUCCGGUUCGGCCUGAUGGUGGGAAUCGGAGGCGGUGUCCCAAGCGACAAAGCAGACAUCCGGCUCGGGGAUGUUGUGAUCAGUCAACCAGAAAAGCGACAUGGAGGAGUGGUUCAAUAUGAUAUGGGAAAGACUAUGCCACGCAGAUGUGAACGAACUGGUUCACUUAAUUCGCCACCGGAAAUCUUGCUAAACGCACUCUCCAAGUUAAAGACAAACCGCAUCCGAGGCAUGAGCAAUCUUGCAAACCACUUAUCCACGCUUAGCCGUUCGCCAGUGUUCACAUCCGAGAGUGCAGGACCCGAUAUCCUGUUUGAGUCGACCUACGAACACCUUGGCGGGGAUACAUGUGAAAGAUGCGAUAGAGACAGACAGGUCAAUCGGAACUCCCGUGGCAAUCAAGAGAUUGCUGUUCACUACGGCACAAUCGCCUCCGGGAAUCAAGUUAUGAGAGACGGCCAGUCGAGGGACUGGGUUAGCCAGGAGCUUGGUGGAGUGCUCUGCUUCGAGAUGGAAGCAGCAGGCCUGAUGAACAGUUUCCCAUGUCUUGUUGUCCGAGGUAUCUGUGACUAUGCAGACUCUCAUAAGAGCAAGACGUGGCAGCCUUAUGCAUCAGUGACUGCAGCUGCAUGUGCCAAGGAGAUCCUGUUGAUCAUCCCAGAAGACGCAGUGGCCGAAACACGCAGAGUCCCUGGAGCGAUUUUGUCUGUAUGA